GCCGCGGGAAUUGCGAGGGACAAGUGCGCCCCGACGGACCAGCAGCAGCGGGCGGUAAUCAAGGCGUUCGACAUGAACCGCAAGGCCAUAUACGAGUUCGGCUCGGCGGUGGAGGCGUCGGAUUUCAUAUCGGACUUCCUGGGGGUCGAGAACAUGACGUACCGUGGCCCGGAGGGCAACGGUGAAUUGUUCUCCCUCAAAGUGCUCCGCGACUGGGGCGUCAACGGUCGCAGAUUGUUCCUUGCGAUGGAGAAGGUCCGCCAGAAGCUAGACGCGCUUCUUCUGGGUCGCUUCCCAGCGGGGUCCAACGGGCUUGGAGGUGACGCGCGCGUGCUUCGCAGUGCAGAAAACCCAGGGCGCGUGGCUCGCCUCGCUGUGCUUGAAGGCAGUGGCGAUGUCAAUCUAGAUUUGCAGCAGACCUCCUUCGAUGAGUUUGGCAUCGGGGCAGAGGCGGCUGCGCCGCUGGGCGCCGACAUUGCG
Prorocentrum cordatum is the source of this 480-nucleotide messenger RNA. The record is from the annotation of a GenBank genome assembly. Lineage: Eukaryota; Dinophyceae; Prorocentrales; Prorocentraceae.